AUGAAGAUGUCUGAGAUCUUCUCUGCAAUUGCCACGCCAAUGUACUCCACCGGUUGCUCGACAGACUUGGUCGUCGCCAGCUUACUGGCAAUGCGAGCCAGGGAGCGCGUCCAGCCCCAAUACCGCCUGUGGAUCGUGGGGUUACAGAACGGCGGCGCGCUGGAUGGAGAGAACCUGUUCCUCGUGGAUAGGCGCGAAGCCUACUCGCUGCAGGUGGCGCAGCACACCGGCGACUGCAACGGUCGACGACAGCAUUACGAAAAAGGUCCAGAGAGCUGGCCUGCGCGAACUACGUGUCCCCUUGAGCCACGGCACGAAUGGGGGGUAGAUCGCCUUUUUGACUGUGGUGCAGAGACUCUAGCAGGCUGGCUUCCCCAAGUAAUCGAGUUCAUCGUCAAGCGCUGCCGCUUGCUCACCGCAUCUGGCACUUCGUGGCAGUACAAUGAUGUUCUGGGACCUUUCGUCGGCCAUCCACCGCGCAGUUCCGCAGCCGAUUCUAUCUACUUCACCAACAAGAAGGAUCAUAAGGCACCGCACUUAGAUUACACCAACUAUUAA
Aspergillus terreus NIH2624 is the source of this 558-nucleotide messenger RNA. RefSeq lists its product as uncharacterized. Lineage: Eukaryota; Fungi; Ascomycota; Eurotiomycetes; Eurotiales; Aspergillaceae. The transcript has 5 exons. Bases 1 to 558 code for a protein of 185 amino acids. The record is from RefSeq and is a predicted model, not a curated record.